AUGGAGCACAUUAACAGUUAUUAUUCUCAAGAAAAUUUAUUAGCGAGCUAUUCCAACGUUACAGACAUCACUUGUGGAGAUACAGUGUGUAGUAAAAUCGACGAAGUGAUAUUCUACGACUCAGGACCUCGGAUGCCUCAGAGAGCUAAGGAAAAUUUUAUCAAGUGUUUUAGAAUAAUUUCCAAGCCUUUGCCUGAAAAUACUUACUAUUCAAAAAGUUUCCCUCGGAAUCAAUUUUCCGUAUCUAAUUAUUCGACGGACGCCCACACAAAGAACGAUAUGAAACACAUAUUUGGAGACGAUUUGAUUAUAAAUAACCUACAUUUAAUACCAGAUCCACUGAAAAAGAAUCUGGCUGACUCUGUGAUAACUGGUGAAGUAAAAAAGAAGACAAUGUUGGAAACAAAGGAUUACGCGGAGGUGAAACCUCAAGGAUCGAGAAAUCAAAGGUCGGAUUAUUAUCUAUCAUUUGCAACUAUAGCUAAUUUUGUUACUGGGAUGUUUAACAAUAUGGGCGCGUUGUUUAAUAAAGGCUCAGAUUCUUCUUCUCAAUACGACGACUGUUUUGAGGAGUAUGAUGACCAGCAGAUGGCGCCACCAAUCUGGCAGUCUUCCAAACUUGAGGUUCAAAAUAAAAAUGAACAGACUGAUUCAAUAUUUAGUAGUGAUUCUUAUACAAAUUUGGAUGUAACAAUGAAUGUUGACUGUAAAAUAGCUGCUAGCAAUUGUCAAGAGAAAUUAAACCAGGUACGUUUGUUGCUGAGUAAUAGUAAACAAAACAAUAGUCAAAAUACAAAAUAUCAAUCAAGAAGACCGAAAAAGAUUUUGGUUGAGCCUGGAUCAGUAGAAGAUAGCUUUGAAGAUGCUUUCUGCACAGAAAACUGUACUAAUCUGCCUAGUAAUGCAAAUAUUGAAUGCUAUUGCCCAUAUAGCUAUCAUGAUGAGCAUUUUAUGGAGGCAGAAGGUUGUAAAAUUAAAACUGAAGAUAUAAAAGAAUCCAUGGAUAUUAUUACAGACUUAGAUGUAAACAAAUGUAAUGAUGUGAAUGAUAAUGUAAAAAGUAUAGAGAGAACCAUAACGAACGAUAUUGUGUCAGUUUGUGAUGACAAGAUAAAUAAAAUAAAGGCUUUAUUACAAUCAAAAAGGAACAAGGCAGAAAAAAACCAAAUGAUAGAAACACAACCCAUACCAAUACGAGAAGUCAUUGCUGAAACUACAGAACUUCAAAUGUCUAAUGAUUCCCAAGACAGUGAUUAUUUUAAUGAAGUCGCUGGGAAAUUCGUGUCUUCGUCAGUAGACAGUGAUGAUUCUUUCCAAAUUGUAUUUGCCGAUGAACCUUCAAAUAUUAGACGUAGACUAUCAUCGGACUGUGAGUCGGAAGAUUCCAUAGUGUUUGCUGACACACCGGAUAAUUGCUACCUAUCAAAUGAUGUUUUCGGGAGUGAUGAAAGCGAUGAAUCUGAUUCUGAAAAUGGAGAAUGUGGUUCCACUUGUAAAUUGUCCCCUAGUUUAUCGAGGACUUUUGGUGAUUUAACUGACAAUAGCUUGUACAGUGUAGAUGAAGUGGACAGUGCUAAUGUGUGUGAUACCAUAGACAAUAUACAGGAGUGUGACAUAGGAGAAGAAUAUACAGGACUGCUGUUAAAUGAAAAGAGAAAAUUGCAAAAGAAGAAGUUGCCAGCUAAGAAGGUCCACUUUUCUUCUGACCCGCCGAAAGUGCACGUGAUGAGGGUCUGGGCGUUUGCAGCUAGACAGGCCAGAGCUGGUCAUUGGGAAAGACACGCACUCGACCGUGAAAGAUUUAAGAGAAGGAUAGCAGACGUGGAGAUGGCUAUAUCAUGGGUUCUGAAACCCCAGCAUAGAUCAAGAGUUGUAUUCCAGAGGUUCAGGCCUUGGUGGAAUGCUCAACGACGUAAAGAAUUGGCAGAUAAGAAACUAGAAGAAGAGAAGAAGCUUGAAGAAGAAAAACAACUUGAAAAAGAUAAAGAAAACGAGGAGAAUGUUCGAGAUACACAGGGAACUAAGAAGGUUCCAGAAGAUGAAUUAAAUGAUAGGUCAGGUAAAGUUAAUUAUUUAGACGAUGUAAACGACAAUAUAUCCAAAAAUAAUAAUGUUAUUGAAAUUAGGGACCUUAUUGAUAAAGAAGACGAUGAAAAUGCUUGCAAUCUAAAAUCUUGCCUCGAGAGGGACCAAAGUAGUAAACAAAAUAAUGAUCAAUUCGACCUUGAUAUGCCACUUCUUAUUGAAAAAUUAAACGCUUUAAAUUUGAUUGAAAAUGAUAUAAUAUCGAAUGAAAAUGUUACU
This is a messenger RNA of Brenthis ino (lesser marbled fritillary), 2304 nucleotides long. The record is from the annotation of a GenBank genome assembly. NCBI's taxonomy places the organism in Eukaryota, Metazoa, Arthropoda, Insecta, Lepidoptera, Nymphalidae.